GCGCGUUCUAGAAUCUGGGCUCUAGAAUAUGGAAUCCGCAAGACGUAGAUCGGAGCAGAGCGAGAGGUGUUGGCGUCGGUUGGCUGCGUAUGCAGGGUAGCUACUCGUAGGCAGGCAGGUAUGCGAGUAUCAAGUAGAUGGGUACAGUACGUAUCCCCACGCACGCUUCGCGCCACGAUUCUUUAUCCCACGCCCUUUUACGCCCACUGCGUAUCACGAAGAACACGACGGCUUCAACGACAACCCCACCCAGCCAGCUUCGACACAGACGGCACAAGCGCCAGCCAUGGCACGGCUGCAUCACGACGCCGACGCCGACACCGACAACGACCGAUAUGCAGAGCGGCAGUUCGUUCAAGACGAGGAAGAGCACGAGAAGGAAGAGGAUGAGGACAAGGACCGAGAGUCCCGCAGCGGCUUCGCCAGCACGCCUGCGCCGCUGUCGCCGAUUGUCAGCAGCAGCGGCGCAGACAUCGAGACGGGGCAACAGGGCAACAACAACGGCAACAGCAACGACAACGACAGCGAGGGCGAGGUCGAGCCCGUCGUCACGCCUAAAACGUGGGUCGUGGCCAUGAUCCUCUCCGCCGGGUACGGCCUCUCCUUCUGGCCGAUCCCGGCCGUGAGCGCGGUGGGGGAGCUGUUGGUGGCGGAGGAGUUUGGCGAGGAUGUCACGGCGGCGAACUGGUUCGUGCCGGCGUGGACGAUUGCCAUUACCGUGUGUUUUAUGAUCUGUGGCUCGAAUACGGACGUGCUGGGCCGGCGGUGGUUUCUUGUGGGCGGGAAUCUGGUGUGUACGGUUGGCCAUGUCAUCAUCGCGACGGCCAGGUCUGCGCACCAGAUGACGGCGGGGCUGGCGGUUGAAGGAUUUGGUGCUGCGUGCUGCCAGAUGGCUGCAUUCGCCCUCCCCGAACUCCUCCCCAACAAAUGGCGGCACAUCGCCGUCGUCAUCGCCGACGCAACCAUCUACGUCGCCGUGACCGUCGCGCCCGCGACGGCGCGCUACGCGUACGAGUCGGGCGCGUGGCAGUGGAAUUUCGGCGCGCCGGCCGUGUUCCAGUUCCUCUCGUUCCUCGGGCUGUAUUUCCUGUACUUUCCGCCCGCGCUGCCCGCGGGCCUGCCGCUCAGGCGCGCCCUCGCCGAGAUCGACUACCCGGGCAUCGCGCUCUUCGUGCUGGGCGCCGUGCCCGUGCUCACGGGCAUCGUGUGGGCAGGCAUCUACACCUCGUCCUCGAACGCGCACGUCGUGGCGCCGCUGACCGUGGGCGGCGUCUUCCUGACGCACGGCUGGGCUUUGCACCCGCUGACGCCACCACGCAUCUUCACGGCCAGCCGCGGGCGGGACUUCACCGCGCCGGUGCUCGCGCUCACCGUCGCCAACAUGUUCUACUACUCCAGCAGCAUCCUGUGGCCCACCAUGAUCGCCGUGCAGCUGGCGGUGCCGCAGGGCUUGCGCUGGCAGUGGCAGCUUACGGGUGCCGUGUUCGUGACCGUGCUGUUUGGCGCGCUGCUGGGGCUCGCGACGCCGAGGAACCGCGGCGCCAUGUUGGCGUUUGUGUUUGUUUCGCAGGCGGGCUUGGGCUGGGCGCUGUAUUUGAGCAUUAUGCUGGCGCAGAUGGGGGUGGAGCAGAGGGAUUUGGGCAUUAGUGGAGGCGUGGCGGGCGCGUUUAGGUUUGCUGGCGGGGCGGUCGUGACUUCCGUCUACCGCACCAUCCUCAACAAGCAACUCAGCCACUGGACGCCACGGCUGAUUAGCACCACGGCACUGAGCGCAGGCCUCCCCGCCGCCGAGCUUCCCCUCCUCAUCCAAACGCUCAGCAGCAGCCUCGGCGGCGCCGUCCCAGCCGGCACGCCCCCAGCCGUCGCGGCGGCGGCGACAGAGGCCCUGAAGCAGGCGUAAUGCAAGGCCGUGUUUGCGGUUGCGAUGGCGUCGCUGGGGUUUGGGGUUGUGGGGCUGGCGGCGUGUCUGUGCUGCAAGGAUGUUGAGGCGAAGAUGACGGGCAAGAUUGAGGUUUUCUUGAGGGAUGAGGGGGCGAAGGGGAGGAAGGGGAGGGAGGUGCGGUAGGUUUGUGGUUGGGGUUUUGUGUGCGCUUGAAACUAGAUGAUAUACGAAAGUGUUGGUUUUUUAAUAAGCGAAUAUAUGUCGUGAAAGGUGAUUAUCUUGUGGAGGCUUGAUGUAGUCCAGGGCGGACUUGGGAUACGAAACGCGGUUAUGUA
Molecule: messenger RNA, 2217 nt
Organism: Aplosporella prunicola CBS 121167
Lineage: Eukaryota; Fungi; Ascomycota; Dothideomycetes; Botryosphaeriales; Aplosporellaceae
Exons: 9
Coding region: 287-1900 (537 amino acids)
Biological process (GO): transmembrane transport
Molecular function (GO): transmembrane transporter activity
Source: RefSeq, a predicted model, not a curated record